Mesorhabditis spiculigera is the source of this 585-nucleotide messenger RNA. The record is from the annotation of a GenBank genome assembly. NCBI's taxonomy places the organism in Eukaryota, Metazoa, Nematoda, Chromadorea, Rhabditida, Rhabditidae.
AUGGACGAGGCCACCGACAUCAAAGUGGAAUUUAUUCCAAGCGGUCGAAAAGGAUUCGGGAAAACGAUGGUAUUGAAGCAAUAUCAAUAUCAGCAUCAACGUCGCUAUCUCCCAGCCGGAGAAACCGAGUACAAGUUCUAUUGGCGCUGCUGCAACCGCGAUUGUCCGGUACGAGUGGCUACCCGUGAGGACGGGACGCUACUGAGCGCAGUUGCUGAUCAUGCGCAUGAACCGCCGCUUCGCAGGGUGGCGAGUGAGCGUCUCAAAGACACAAUCCGAGAAGUGAUCGCGGUGCUGCCCGGGAUGUCGGCCACAAGUAUCGUUUCGGCCUCACUCCUCGGCUUCCAAGAUGGUGUUCCCCAACCUAGUGUCGUCGGACUCGAACAAUUUGCGAGACGCGAAAAGCGGAAAUUACGAAGACAUGGAGAAAACGAACAUCGCGCUCCACCAGCCAAAUCUCUGGAAAUUUCUCGAUCAUCUGAUGAAGUUCACGGCCAAGCAGGAGAGGAUCCUGGAGCUGGCGGCGCACGGGGGACCGCCGAGAAAACAGAAAAAAGAGAAAUCACUGAAGUUUUGUUUGACCUA